This is a messenger RNA of Ipomoea triloba (trilobed morning glory), 1047 nucleotides long. RefSeq lists its product as uncharacterized. The record is from RefSeq and is a predicted model, not a curated record. Bases 16 to 885 code for a protein of 289 amino acids. The transcript has 6 exons. Gene Ontology annotation, molecular function: phosphoprotein phosphatase activity. Lineage: Eukaryota; Viridiplantae; Streptophyta; Magnoliopsida; Solanales; Convolvulaceae.
GCCUUGAAAAAGGUGAUGAGUGAUCGAGCAAGUCAAGACUCGGUCAUCGGCAUGGGGUCAGCAAACAUUGCCGUCGAUCCAAGAUCCAAACUUUCCGACGAACUGACGUCGGAGAAAGACGGGCAGAGCGAAAUUGAUCCGGUGGGAGCGUCUCUUGCGUUACUCGAGAUAAGCCCAGCUGUGGGUUCCGGCAGCAGAGGCGGAGUUGCAGAUGUCGCCGCCGUGGACGGCGGUUCUUCGCGGCGGAAACUCAUUAUACUGGACGUCAAUGGGCUCCUUGGAGACGUAGUCAGGCGCCGCGUCCCUGGCGGUGCCAGCUUUUCAGGAGGAACAAUCAUUAAGCGGCCCUUCUGCGACGAUUUUCUGCGUUUUUGCUUCGACAAGUUUGAUGUUGGCAUCUGGUCUUCCAGACUCGAGAAAAAUCUUGACCCAAUUGUUGAUUAUCUACUGGGAGAUCAGAAGAAAAAGCUGUUGUUUUGCUGGAAUAUGUCCCAUUGUACCCAGACAGGCUUCAACACUCCUGAGAACAAGUAUAAACCCUUGGUUUUGAAGGAAUUAAGGAAAAUAUGGGAGAAUGAAUUCCCUAAUCUACCACGGGUCAAAGGAUACUACAAUGAAUCAAACACAUUGCUUUUGGAUGAUACUCCUUACAAGGCCUUACUCAAUCCUGUUCAUAGUUCAAUCUUUCCUGAGACGUACAAGUUGAUGAACAAGAACGAUAAAGCAUUGGGUCCUGGAGGUGAUCUUCGAGUGUAUUUAGAAUGUUUAGCAGAUGCUGAGGAUGUGAGGGGAUAUGUUGAAAAGCAUCCAUUUGGGCAGAAGGCCAUUGAUGAAACUACCUCCAACUGGAAUUUCUACUCGAGGGUUCUUGGAUCCCUUCCAUGAUUCAUAUCUUUCACCUAUUCUGUUCUGUUCUAAACAAUGUAACAUACACAUAUACGCAUGUAUAUGAAUAUAAUUAUCUACUUAUUUUGGAACGAACUCAAAAAUUUACAUUUUACUUCAAUUCUAUCAAGAAAUAAAACCAUCUCCCUUUUAACUGUUCAA